AUGGGCGCCCCCAAUGGUAUUGCGCCGGUCAACGGCACCGCCAAACACGACAUCCCCUCACAUUUCAUCGGUGGCAAUAGUUUGGAUCAAGCGCACCCGAGCAGCGUGAAAGAUUUCGUCGCUGAGCAUGGCGGUCACUCUGUCAUCACUUCGGUUCUCAUCGCCAACAACGGUAUCGCCGCCGUCAAGGAGAUCCGCUCCGUACGGAAAUGGGCCUACGAGACCUUCGGCAACGAGCGUGCCAUCCAAUUCACCGUGAUGGCCACGCCCGAAGAUCUGCACGCCAACGCCGACUACAUCCGUAUGGCUGACCAAUACGUGGAAGUGCCCGGUGGAACGAAUAAUAAUAAUUAUGCCAACGUCGAGCUGAUCGUCGAUGUUGCGGAGCGCAUGGAUGUCCACGCCGUGUGGGCCGGUUGGGGUCACGCCUCCGAGAACCCUCGGUUACCCGAGUCCCUGGCCGCGUCGCCGAAGAAGAUCAUCUUCAUCGGUCCUCCCGCCUCAGCGAUGCGCUCGCUGGGUGACAAGAUUUCCUCUACCAUUGUCGCCCAGCACGCCGGUGUGCCCUGUAUCCCCUGGUCCGGAACCGGUGUUGAGGCCGUGAAGAUCGACGCCAACGGAAUUGUGACCGUGGAGGAUGAGACCUACAACAAAGGUUGCACAUUCUCCCCCGAGGAGGGUCUGGCGAAGGCCAAGUCGAUUGGCUUCCCCGUCAUGGUCAAGGCCUCCGAAGGUGGUGGUGGUAAGGGUAUCCGUAAGGUCGAGAAGGAGGAGGACUUCAUCUCCCUGUACAACGCGGCCGCCAAUGAGAUUCCCGGAUCGCCCAUCUUCAUCAUGAAGCUGGCCGGAAACGCCCGCCAUCUGGAGGUUCAGCUGCUUGCAGAUCAGUACGGUAACAACAUCUCCCUCUUCGGACGUGACUGCUCCGUCCAGCGUCGUCACCAGAAGAUUAUCGAGGAGGCCCCCGUCACCAUCGCCAAGCCCAUCACUUUCCAGGCCAUGGAGAAGGCUGCUGUCAGCCUGGGUCGUCUGGUCGGUUAUGUGUCUGCCGGUACCGUCGAGUACCUGUACUCGCACGCCGAUGACAAGUUCUACUUCCUCGAGUUGAACCCCCGUCUUCAGGUCGAGCACCCGACGACUGAGAUGGUCUCUGGCGUCAACCUGCCCGCCGCCCAGCUUCAGAUCGCCAUGGGUAUCCCCCUGCACCAGAUCCGCGACAUUCGUCUGCUGUACGGUGUGGACCCCAACACCUCCUCCGAUAUCGACUUCGACUUCUCCAGCGAGGAGAGCUUCCAGAUCCAGCGUCGUCCCCAGCCCAAGGGCCACACCACCGCUUGCCGUAUCACCUCCGAAGAUCCCGGCGAAGGCUUCAAGCCUUCCAGCGGUACUAUGCACGAGCUGAACUUCCGCAGUUCGUCCAACGUGUGGGGUUACUUCUCCGUCGGUACCUCCGGUGGUAUUCACAGCUUCUCCGACAGUCAAUUCGGUCACAUUUUCGCCUACGGUGAGAACCGUUCCGCCUCGCGAAAGCACAUGGUUGUUGCUCUGAAGGAAUUGAGCAUUCGUGGUGAUUUCCGUACCACCGUCGAGUACCUCAUCAAGCUGCUCGAGACUCCCGCUUUCGAGGACAACACCAUCACUACUGGCUGGUUGGAUCAGCUGAUCUCUAACAAGCUGACUGCUGAGCGUCCCGACCCGAUCAUUGCCACCAUUUGCGGUGCUGUCACCAAGGCCCACCUUGCUAGCGAGGCUGGUGUUGAGGAGUACCGUAAGGGUCUGGAGAAGGGUCAGGUGCCUUCCAAGGACGUCCUGAAGACUGUUUUCCCUGUUGACUUCAUCUACGAAGGUUACCGCUACAAGUUCACGGCUACCCGUGCUGGUCUGGACAGCUACCACCUGUUCAUCAACGGCUCCAAGUGCUCCGUUGGUGUCCGUGCUCUGGCCGACGGUGGUCUGCUGGUUCUGCUCAAUGGCCGCAGUCACAACGUCUACUGGAAGGAGGAGCCCGCUGCCACUCGUCUCAGUGUCGAUGGCAAGACCUGCCUUCUGGAGCAGGAGAACGACCCCACCCAGCUCCGCUCUCCCUCCCCCGGUAAGCUGGUGAAGUUCACUCUCGAGAAUGGCGAGCAUGUCCGUGCCGGUCAAGCCUACGCCGAAGUUGAGGUCAUGAAGAUGUACAUGCCCCUGAUCGCCCAGGAGGAUGGUAUCGUCCAGCUCAUUAAGCAGCCCGGUGCCACCCUGGAGGCUGGUGAUAUUCUUGGUAUCCUUGCUCUGGAUGAUCCCUCCCGUGUCAAGCACGCCCACCCCUUCACUGGCCAGCUCCCUGAGAUGGGCCCGCCUGUUGUGGUUGGUGCUAAGCCUCCUCAGCGCUUCUUCCUGCUCCACACCAUUCUGCAGAACAUCCUGCGCGGUUUCGAUAACCAGGUCAUCAUGGGUGCUACCCUGAAGGAGCUCGUCGAGGUCCUCCGCAACCCUGAGCUGCCCUACGGAGAGUGGAACGCCCAGUCCUCGGCUCUGCACUCGCGUAUGCCCCAGAAGCUUGACGCCCAGCUCCAGAACGUUGUCGACAAGGCCAAGGCUCGGAAGGCUGAGUUCCCUGCCAAGCAGCUUCAGAAGACCAUCUCCAAGUUCAUCGAGGAGAACGUCAACCCUGGUGAUGCGGAGAUCCUCAAGACCACUCUUCUGCCUCUGGUCCAGGUUAUCAACAAGUACCUGGACGGCCUGAAGACCAACGAGUACAAUGUCUUCAUUGGUCUGCUCGAGCAAUACUACGUGGUUGAGAAGCUGUUCUCCACCGGCACCAAGCGUGACGAGGAUGUCAUUCUGAAGCUCCGUGAGGAAAACAAGGAGGACAUCACCAGCGUUGUCCACACCGUCCUCUCCCACAGCCGAAUUGGUUCCAAGAACAACCUGGUCCUUGCCAUACUGGACAUGUACCGCCCCAACCAGCCCAACGUCGGCAAUGUCAGCAAGCACUUCAAGCCCAUCCUGAAGAAGCUGACCGAGCUUGAGGCUCGUGCCGCCGCCAAGGUCACCCUCAAGGCCCGUGAGGUUCUCAUCCAGUGUGCUCUGCCUUCCCUGGAGGAGCGUCUGUCCCAGAUGGAGCACAUCCUGCGCUCUUCCGUUGUCGAGUCCCGCUACGGUGAGACCGGCUGGGAGCACCGUGAGCCCGACUUCGGUGCCCUGAAGGAGGUUGUUGACUCCAAGUACACCGUCUUCGAUGUCUUGCCUCGCUUCUUUGUUCACCAGGACCCCUGGGUCACCCUCGCCGCUCUGGAGGUCUACGUCCGCCGUGCCUACCGUGCCUACACCCUCAAGGAUAUCGAGUACAACGCCUCCAAUGAGCCUCCCUUCCUGUCCUGGGACUUCACCCUGGGCAAGCUGGGUCAGCCCGAGUUCGGCUCCCUCUCCUCUACUCAGCCCUCUACUCCUGGCACUCCUACCGCCGAGACCAACCCCUUCAAGCGCAUCAACUCCAUCAGCGACAUGUCCUACAUGGUCAAUGACCCCUCCACCGACCCUGUCCGCAAGGGUGCCAUCAUUCCCGUCCAGUACCUGGAAGAUGCUGAGGAGCACCUGGCCAAGGCUCUGGAGGCCUUCCCUAAGGUUGGCACCGCCAAGCGUGCCGAUGCUGGUCUGAUCGCCAACCUGGAGGGCAAGCGCCGUCCCGCCGUCAAGACCGAGAACGACAACGAGCUGACCGGUGUCUGCAACAUCGCUAUCCGCGACAUUGAGGACCUAGACGACUCCCAGCUCGUUAGCCAGAUGCAGAAGAUCCUGAAUGACAACAAGGAGGAGCUGCUUUCCCGCCGUAUCCGCCGUGUCACCUUCAUCUGUGGCCGCGAGGGUGUUUAUCCCGGCUACUUCACUUUCCGUGGACCUACCUACGAGGAGGAUCUGUCCAUCCGUCACAGCGAGCCUGCACUGGCCUUCCAGCUUGAGCUGGGCCGUCUUUCCAAAUUCAAGAUCAAGCCCGUCUUCACCGAGAACCGUAACAUCCAUGUUUACGAGGCUAUCGGCAAGGGUCCGGAGAACGAUAAGGCUGUUGACAAGCGCUACUUCAUCCGUGCUGUCGUUCGUCCUGGUCGUCUCCGUGACGAUAUCCCCACCGCGGAGUAUCUGAUCUCGGAGGCUGACCGUCUGAUGAACGACAUUCUGGACGCCCUGGAGAUUAUUGGCAACAACAACUCCGAUCUGAACCACAUCUUCAUCAACUUCUCCCCCGUCUUCAACCUGCAGCCCACCGAUGUCGAGCAGGCACUGGCUGGUUUCCUGGACCGGUUCGGCCGUCGCCUGUGGCGCCUGCGUGUCACCGGUGCUGAGAUCCGCAUCCUGUGUACCGACCCUGCCACCGGCAUGCCCUACCCUCUCCGUGUCAUCAUCAGCAACACCUACGGGUUCAUCAUCCAGGUUGAGCUGUACAUUGAGCGCAAGUCCGAGAAGGGCGAGUGGAUCUUCCAGAGCAUUGGCGGUACCACCAAGCUGGGUUCCAUGCACAUGCGCCCGGUCUCUACUCCUUACCCUACCAAGGAGUGGCUGCAGCCCAAGCGUUACAAGGCUCACCUGAUGGGCACUCAAUACGUCUACGAUUUCCCUGAGCUGUUCCGCCAGGCCUUCCAGAACAGCUGGACCCGUGCCCUUGAGAAGAUUCCUUCCCUGGCCAGCCAGCGCCCCCUGUUGGCGAAUGACACCGACAGCUUGGUUGAGGUCUCCCGUGAGCCCGGUACCAACACCCACGGUAUGGUUGGUUGGCUCGUGACUGCUCGAACUCCUGAGUACCCUCGCGGCCGUCGCUUCAUCAUCGUCGCCAACGAUAUUACCUUCCAGAUUGGUUCCUUCGGUCCCCAGGAAGACAAGUUCUUCCACAAGUGUACCGAGCUGGCUCGCAAGCUUGGUAUUCCUCGCAUCUAUCUGUCUGCCAACUCCGGUGCCCGUAUUGGUAUGGCCGAUGAGCUGAUCCCCUACUUCUCUGUCGCCUGGAACGAUGCCGCCAAGCCCGAGGCUGGCUUCAAGUACCUCUACCUCACCCCCGAGGUCAAGAAGCGUUUCGACGCUGCCAAGAAGAAGGAAGUCAUCACUGAGCUCAUCCACGAUGAUGGCGAGGAGCGUCACAAGAUCACCACUGUGAUUGGUGCCAAGGACGGUCUUGGUGUUGAGUGUCUGAAGGGCUCUGGUCUCAUUGCCGGUGCCACUUCCAAGGCUUACGAGGACAUCUUCACCAUCACCCUGGUUACCUGCCGUUCCGUUGGUAUCGGUGCUUACCUGGUUCGUCUCGGCCAGCGUGCCAUCCAGGUCGAGGGCCAGCCCAUCAUCCUGACUGGUGCUCCUGCCAUCAACAAGCUGCUUGGCCGUGAGGUCUACACCUCUAACCUGCAGUUGGGUGGUACUCAGAUCAUGUACAACAACGGUGUCUCCCACAUGACCGCCAACGAUGACUUCGAAGGUGUGCAGAAGAUCGUCGAGUGGAUGGGCUUCGUUCCCGACAAGAAGGGUGCUCCCAUCCCAAUCCGCCCCUGGUCCGACGACUGGGACCGCGAUAUCGGCUACUACCCGCCCGCCAAGCAGGCCUAUGACCCCCGCUGGUUGAUUGCCGGUAAGCAGGAGGAAGAGGGCUUCCUGCCCGGUCUGUUCGAUAAGGACUCCUUCGAGGAGGCUCUUGGUGGCUGGGCCCGCACUGUGGUUGUUGGUCGUGCCCGCCUUGGUGGUAUCCCCAUGGGUGUCAUUGCCGUCGAGACUCGCUCCGUCGAGAACGUCACCCCGGCCGACCCUGCCAACCCCGACUCCAUGGAGAUGAUCGCCCAGGAGGCCGGUGGUGUCUGGUACCCUAACUCCGCCUACAAGACCGCCCAGGCUCUCCGCGACUUCAACAACGGUGAGCAGCUGCCCGUUAUGAUCCUUGCCAACUGGCGUGGUUUCUCCGGUGGUCAGCGUGACAUGUACAACGAGGUGCUCAAGUACGGUUCCUACAUCGUCGACGCCCUCGUCAAGUACGAGCAGCCCAUCUUCAUCUACAUUCCUCCCUUCGGUGAACUCCGUGGUGGAUCCUGGGUCGUCGUUGACCCCACCAUCAACCCCGACCAGAUGGAGAUGUACGCCGACGAGGAGUCCCGCGGUGGUGUCCUCGAGCCCGAGGGUAUCGUCAACAUCAAGUACCGCCGCGACAAGCAGCUGGACACCAUGGCCCGUCUGGACCCUGCCUACGGCGAGCUCCGCCGCUCACUGGCGGACACUUCUCUCAGCAAGGAGCAGCUGGGCGAGAUCAAGGCCAAGAUGGCCGAGCGCGAGGAGCAGCUUCUGCCCGUCUACCUGCAGAUCGCCCUUCAGUUCGCCGAUCUUCACGACCGUGCCGGCCGCAUGCAAGCCAAGAACACCAUCCGUCAACCCCUGCGCUGGCAAAACGCUCGUCGCUUCUUCUACUGGCGUCUGCGCCGCCGUUUGAGCGAGGAGCUGAUCGUCAAGCGCAUGGCCGCCGCCUCCGCUACCCCGGCCCCACUCACUGGUGCCGCUGGCGCCAUCCCCGCCGAGGGCGUCCACACCACCUCCGAGUCGCCCCGUGCUGCUCACCUCCGCACCCUGCAUGCCUGGACCGGUAUGCUGGAUGAUGAGCUGGAGCACGACGACCGCAAGGUCGCCAUGUGGUACGAGGAGAACAAGAAGGCUGUCCAGACUAAGGUUGAGUUGCUGCGCACUGAAGGCGUUGCUUCUGAGGUUGCUCAACUCUUGAUCGGGAACAAGGAGGGUGGUCUGCGUGGUGUGCAGCAGGUUCUCUCGAUGCUUCCUGUUGAGGAGCGCGAGUCUGUACUGAAGUAUCUGGGCUCUGCUUAG
Messenger RNA from Penicillium argentinense, 6825 nucleotides. RefSeq names its product acetyl-CoA carboxylase ACC1. NCBI's taxonomy places the organism in Eukaryota, Fungi, Ascomycota, Eurotiomycetes, Eurotiales, Aspergillaceae. Gene Ontology annotation, biological process: fatty acid biosynthetic process. The coding region runs from base 1 to 6825 and encodes 2274 amino acids. The record is from RefSeq and is a predicted model, not a curated record. The transcript has 3 exons. Gene Ontology annotation, molecular function: ATP binding; acetyl-CoA carboxylase activity; metal ion binding.